This is a messenger RNA of Zingiber officinale, 1662 nucleotides long. RefSeq names its product ethylene-responsive transcription factor ERF039-like. The coding region runs from base 802 to 1482 and encodes 226 amino acids. NCBI's taxonomy places the organism in Eukaryota, Viridiplantae, Streptophyta, Magnoliopsida, Zingiberales, Zingiberaceae. Gene Ontology annotation, molecular function: DNA-binding transcription factor activity; DNA binding. The record is from RefSeq and is a predicted model, not a curated record. Gene Ontology annotation, biological process: regulation of DNA-templated transcription. The transcript has a single exon.
UUUACAGAAUCCAGUCACCUCAGUAGUUGCUGCUUUUUCCUUCCUUUCUCGGUCCCUUACACGCCAUGCAUGCCCACCAACCUUGGUGAAGAUGAUUGUGAGAAGGACGAUUAUCUAUCGUACAUUCCUUGCUGAAAAUAAAAUUCAUCAGCUAGCCUAUCGUCUAGUCCUCUAUUGGGAGCUAGCUCUCGAUCGAAAGCUUCAGACUAGGUAGCUGCAUGAUUGGGGAAGCAAAUAAUUUGGUCUCCUGUGGUAAUUAAUGUGAGCAUGGAGGGGGCAGAGGAAGAAGGAAGAAAGUGAGUGCCUCAUUGCCAAAUGAUGGGAAAAGAAAGAGAGGACGGUGGAAGGUCGCUUUAAGAAAUCACGUUUCCAUAUCUCCCCUCUACUAAACCCCCUAGCCCCUCCCCAAGAGUUUGCUCCCAUGGCUAUGCUAAUUGUAAAUUGAUGGUUAGAAUCAUCUUCAUCUUCUUCUCCUUCAAGCCACUUGCUUGCUCCACGGUGCACUCAAACCUCCAGUGUCAAUGCCGAAUCCUCUUAGCUUCUUCCGAAGCAAGUUUGCUCAAACAUGUUUCUAACUGAAUCGCACAAGUUUCUGGUUUUGUAACCAGAAGUUUGGGGGAGAAAAAAAACUCUCUCUCUCUCUCUCUCUCUGCUGCGCUAUUUUACUGUUCUCUGCUUCCUGAGUUCCUGUCUCACGGGGACAACGAGAAAACGCCAUCAAAAAGCUUGCUUUUUUGCACCAACAGUGACCGAGAAGGACAUCGCACGGGUUCCGACCGUAAAGGCCAGAUUUUGACAGCAAUGGCGGACGCACUAGUGUCCUCUGAGACGGAGAGCAGCGCCAACUCAAUUUCCUCCUCUUCCCUCUCCUCGCCUUCGAACCGGACGGCGGCCGCCUCCACCGGGGCGGGGAUGAGUAGUGGCGGCGGCGGCAGGAAGCGGGGGCUUGACGGGAGCAAUAGUCCUUCGUACCGCGGCGUCCGGAUGCGGGCGUGGGGGAAGUGGGUGUCGGAGAUCCGUGAGCCGAGGAAGAAGUCGCGCAUCUGGCUGGGGACGUUCCAGACGGCGGAGAUGGCUGCGAGGGCGCACGACGUGGCCGCUCUCAGCAUCAAGGGCGCCUCCGCGGUGCUUAACUUCCCGGACCUCGCCGCCUCGCUCCCCCGCCCGGCUACCCUCUCCCCGCGCGAUGUCCAGGUGGCGGCCGCCAAGGCCGCGGCCAUGAUCCCCGCUCCUCUUCCCGAGUCACCCAAGGACCCGAACGCCUCCGAAGAGCUCGGCGAGAUCGUUGAAUUGCCGCGGCUGAGCGAGUGCCUCCUCGACUCGGCCGACUCAGGGAGCGAGUUCCUGUACCACGACCCGGCGCCGGCGGAGUCGUGGUUGCCGUGGGCGGAGACCGGGUUCGGUUUCGGACCGGACGAGAUAUGGGCGACUUCGAACGCUUAUGACUCGACCGGGUUCGGAACUCUUCUGUGGGACUGCUAAUUCUAAACCCCAAAUCCCUCUCUCGACCCUAAUUUUGCAAUGGGGCUCAAAACCCUCGUUUUUAAUUUGCAUUCUCCUUUUUUUUUUUGUGUGUGUUUCAUGUAUUUUUCUCGCGGAAAAUGCAUUUUGUACAUUGCUUUAGAAAAUCAUCAACAAGAAUGAAAGCUUGGAUUUGGUUUG